AGAAAUCCAGUGUUGCUAUGCAACUCCCUAAACACUGUGCGACGUGAAAAAUGUAAGCGCAGCUAAAUUAUUAUAUGGUCCUUGUGAAUUUGAAAGACCUUGCAGAAUGCGCUUUGCUAAAAUGAUAUUAAACGAAAUCCAUAGUAAACUUUAGUGUUGCUUAGAGACACACUGGCAACUGAACGGUGGCUUCCCGAUUAAUCUCAAUUUGCUUGUUACCUGUGCGAAUCUGCCAUGAUCGGCACUUACAAGAAUGAACAGUUUGAGUUUUGUAUGUCAAAAGAAAAUAUUGGAGUAAACGUGUUUCUUAAUGCAAAUUUUCAUGUGAUACAGAAAAAAACUUCGGAUAGUGAAAUGCUGUAGGCUGUACUUCUACACUUCUAAUUAAAGCAUUGCAAAUGCACAUGUGCUAUUUAAGAUAUGCAGUCCCGGGCUUAUUUACUGCUGCAGAAAGAGCACACACAGUUAUCAAAUGCCAACCUUUAUGGAAUCACCAUAUCCCCAGUUACUGAUAAUCUAAUGGAGUGGAUAGCCAGAGUUCAAGGGUUAAAGGACUCUCUCUGGGAAGGAGGUGUUUUUCAGCUGUCAUUUAGAUAUACAGAAGAGUACAACAGUGUUCCUCCUAUUAUCAAUUUCAACACAAUUCCUUUUCAUCCAAAUGUCAACAAGACCUCUGGCAGACCUUGCAUUGAAUUCCUUGAUAAUCCUGAAAAAUGGAAUGCAACCAUUUCCAUGAGAGUGAUCCUACUUACUUUGCAGGUCAUGCUGUCAAAUCCUGUAAUAGAAAAUGCAGUGAAUUUGGAAGCACUAGAAAUGAUGAUGAAAAAUCCAUCACAAUAUCGACAGAUGGUUCUUAAGUGUGUCAAAGCUAGCCAGCAACUUGAAUGCGCUUCCGAUACAAUUAAAGAAUUUUCAUCAUUUUCUUCACCUCUCUCAUCCCCAAUAUUGCAUAGCCUUGACGUGAAUGUUAAGAGCAUAUCGUUUGAAGAUUAUUGCAAAACUUGGUCUGGAAUUGCUACAUCAAAAACACUGAAGGAGUUCAAUAAUCCAUUACUGCAGGAAUUAUUAGGAUAUCCCAGCUUACAGACAGCACAUUGUGGUUUGGAAGAAAAGUGGCUCAAAGAUGAAAUAGCGGAACAGAAUAAAGAGUUUAGCUGCAUGAUGUAUGGAGCAUUUGGACAACCUAAAAAGGCACAGAUGAAAAUAGAUGAAAAGCUGAUAAGACUUAAUCAAAUGAAAAGCAUCUAUCUACAAAGGAGAACACCGGAACUAGUUACACCACUGCCAACACAUCGCCCUGAAAUGCAUCUGAAAAGCACAAGACCUGAAGGUGAACCUUGGGAGACUGAAGUCGACAAUCUUGUAGCCUGGACUCAUUCUCUUAAUGCUGAUGAACUGGAAGAAGACUAGUUUGCUCAGGAAUCUUUUCUUAUUUAUACCUUGUAAUUGUUUCAUCAAAGUAUUUGUUGUAACUGCAUGUUGCUACUAAAAAUUAUUUUAAAGAUCUCAGACAAUGGAUAUAGACUUCAAUGACAUAGAGUACUACAUACCAAAGUUGACCUUAAGAACAGUAUGGAAAGUUAGAAAAGAAGACAUGCCUAUGUUUUGAUAAAAUUGGAGAGGGAGAAAGAAAAAAAGUAGUUGAUUAGCUACACUUCAUAGGUUCAUAGGCUAGUACUAGGCUAACUGCCCU
Messenger RNA from Protopterus annectens (West African lungfish), 1693 nucleotides. It is a transcript of the gene UBE2U, whose product is annotated as ubiquitin conjugating enzyme E2 U. Bases 421 to 1410 code for a protein of 329 amino acids. The transcript has 10 exons. The record is from RefSeq and is a predicted model, not a curated record. Lineage: Eukaryota; Metazoa; Chordata; Ceratodontiformes; Protopteridae.